This is a messenger RNA of Dictyostelium discoideum AX4, 2856 nucleotides long. RefSeq lists its product as hypothetical. Bases 1 to 2856 code for a protein of 951 amino acids. NCBI's taxonomy places the organism in Eukaryota, Evosea, Eumycetozoa, Dictyosteliales, Dictyosteliaceae. The transcript has 6 exons. The record is from RefSeq and is a predicted model, not a curated record.
AUGAAAAAAGAAGGAAAUAAUACUUAUUUCUUUUUAUUUAUUUUAAUUUGUAUUUUUAUUUUAAAAAAUAGUUUUGUUAAUUCACAACCAUUUUUAAAAGAGUGGAUUAGUAUAUCUGGAGUUGGUAAUGGUGAUGCUGAAAACCCUCAAAAUUGGGACCCAAAUGGAGUUCCAACAAUUGAAAGUAAUGUAGUUGUUGACGGAAUUACUUAUGAUAAUCUUACAAUUAAUGAUCCAAUAUCAAUGUAUGCUUUGACCAAUAAUUUUGGUUAUAUCAAAGUAAAAGGACCUUUAACAUGUAAAGAUAUAAUUUUCAAUUAUUAUGGUGAAUUUGUAAUUUAUAAUAACAUUACAGCAUUAAUUUACAAUAAUACCUAUAUUACGGAAAUUAGAGGUCCAACUUAUUUCAAUGCAACUGUUGAAAAUUUUGGAGCUUUUUCUUUAUAUUAUGGAGUUAUUUUUUAUAAAGAUGUAAUUAAUAGAUAUGAUUUUUAUAAUAAUGUUAUUGCUCCACUUGCAUUUUAUAGUUCAUUCUUUACAUCAGAUCCAGGUUCAUUAACAUUUUUAAUUCAAUUGGAUGAUUUUUACAUUUAUGGUAAUUUUUGGGUAAUAAAUCAAGCCAAAUUGGAAUUUUAUUCAAUUAAAAAAUUAGAAAUACAUGGAUUUACAGUUUUUAAUGGAGAUUCAAUAAUAGAUAUUCAACAUUCAACAUUAGUUUCAUAUAAUUAUGUUGAAUUAAGUGAAGGAGCUAAUUUUACAUUAACUGAUUCAGUUAUGUACUUUUUAUUAAAUGAUACACAUGGUUUAUUAAUGUAUAAUUCGUUAGGUAGCUCUAAUGAAUUUAAUGUUAUUGAUUCACAAUUAAUUUUAUCAAAUUAUUUUUUUAAUAUUAAAUAUAAUUCUGUAAUUAAUCUUUCAAAAAAGAGUCUUUUAACUGCAUUUAAUUCAUAUAUUAGGUUAGCUGAAAAUUCAAAAUUAUUAGUAUUUAAUAGUUCUAUAGUUUCAAAUGAUACAAAAUUAACUAUGUCUGGUUCAUCUCUAUUACAAAUUGAUGAAUCUUAUUAUGUUGUUGGUAUAAGUGAUUUAAGUGUUCAAACAUUUUGUAUUUUAUUAGAUAAAAGUAAAAUUGAGAUAAUUAAUAAUUCAACAUUUGCAAUUGAAGGACCAAUUGAUUUAAGAGAUAAUUCAAGUAUUUUAGUUAAUAAUUCAAAUUUAAUAAUUCAAGAUGCAGAUUUUUAUACAAAACAUUUUUCAUAUGUUUCAAUUGAAAAUUCAAUAUUUCAAAUGAGAGGUAAUUUAUUUAUGACAAAUUCAAGUAUUUUGGAUAUUAAAAACUCAACAUUAUAUGUAUUUGGUUAUUUUGGAGCAUUUACAAAUACUAGCUUCCACUCGGACAAUAGUUCAAUCAAUAUUGGUAAUUAUGUGAUUAUGUCAACUAAUGCACCAAUUACAUUUAACAAUACAGUUUUAAAUAUAUUUUCAGAUGGUUCUUUCUUUUGUGAAGCACCAAAUUUGUUUAUUGAAAAUUCAUUAGUUGCAAUUAGAAAUUACUAUUAUUCAUUUGGUUCAUUUAGUUCAAUUAAUAGUACAUUCAUAGUUUAUAGAACUAUGGAAAUUAAAGGUAAUUUCUUUGGUGAGAAUUUAGAGAUUACAGUUGUUACAGGUAAUUUAACAAUUAAAGAGAAUUCAACAUUUGUUUGUAACUUUUGUAAUAUUUUAAUUGAAAUGGGUCAAUUUAUUACAUUGGAAAAUACAAGUAUUACAUUAAAAGGUACAACUAUGAAAAAUGGUGGAAAAGUUAUAUCAGGUGGUCAAAUUCAUUUAUCACCAGGUUCAACAAUUAAAAAUGAUAAUGAAUUCAUUUUAUCUUCUGAUAUUUUAUCAGAUAAUAAUAAUAAUAAUAAUAAUGAUGAUAAUGAUGAUAAAAAUGAUGAAUUACAAUCUCUCCAAAAUCAAGGUUCAUUUAAAUUUAUAAAUGAUUCAAAAGUUCAAGUAGAAAUGAAUAGUAGUGGUAAAUUAAUAAUUGGUAAAAAUCAAGUUGAAAUUGAAAAAUUUAAACAAGAAAUUGGUGGUUUAUUUUCAAUGGAAAAAGGUGGUUCAAUGUUUAGUAAAUCAAUAAUUCAAUUCCAAGGUGGUUCAAUUAUUGGUAAUGGUUCAUUCAUUGGUAAUGUUUCAAAUUCAGCUGCAACAAUUGGUGAUUCAAAUACAUCAAUUAUAAAUAAAUUUAAAAUCUCUGGAAAUUAUAAACAUGAUUCAAAUGCAACAAUAAUCUUUAAUGUUGAGAAUGAAAAUGAUUUCUCUUUUAUUGAAAUUUUAAAUGAAUUUUACAUUAAUGGUGGUUUAGUAGAAAUUAAAAUUAAUAUUGAAUUUUUACAGACAAUUUUAAAACAAUAUUCAAAUAAUAAUUUCACAUCAAAAAUUGAUUUAAUUUCUUUUAAUACUUUAAUUGAUGGUAGUAGUAGUAGUGAUUCAUCAACAACACCAACACCAACAACAAACCAAAAUAAUAAAAAUACAUUGGGGUUGGAUAAAAUUAUAUUUAAAUCGUAUGAUAAAUCAAGUAAUACUGAAAAGGUUUUAUCAAAUGAUUGCAUAUCAACAUCUUCUUCCUCUUCAAAGUUUUCAUUAUUAUUAAGAUCAUGUACCCCAUCUGAUGGUGGUGAUGGUGAUGGUGAUAAUAAUGAAUCAAAACCAAUCACUAGUAAAGCCUGGGUAGCUGGUCCAAUAAUUGGUGCAGUUGCUAUUGCAGCUGUAGCUGUUACACUCUAUGUAAAAAAAGAAAGAAUUUCAAUUUUCCUAAAAUUAAAGAAAAUCUCAGUUGGCACAAAAUUAAAAUCAAUAACUUCUAAAAAAUAA